AUGAACCAAGAACAGUUUGAGAAGGAACUCGCGCGCCAACUCGAGAUCAAAGACCAAGCGCUGCGUCUUACCCGAUAUAAAAAUGGCAUAUCAAUCGACAGCAAGAAGGCGAGAUUCCCAGGUUUCCGCCAACAGAAGCGCAAUUUCAAGGCCGGACAGCAAGUUGAGCCGGGUGCGCUUCAUCUGAGUGAGGACCUGGUGAUGCAUGAAAGCGUGCCCAUGCAGCUGGAUGACGGCACCACUCUUUACAGCGACAUUUUCCUCCCGGCAAGUUUCCAAGAUCUGGACUCAAGAUACGCCGAUCCGGUACCAGCGCUGGUGGCAUGGAGUCCCUACGGAAAGCAAAAGGGCACAACGCUGCUGGACGAUUUUCCAUUCCGCGCUGGCGUCCUCAAAGAGCGACUGUCCGGCUUGCAGAAAUGGGAAGGCCCGGAUCCCGACUUUUGGUGCCCGCGAAAUUACGCAGUCAUCAACGUCGAUACGAGGGGUGCGUAUUCAUCCGAAGGCGAUCUCCUCAUCAUGGGUCACCAGGAGGCUCAGGACGGUGCCUCGUUCAUCACUUGGGUUUCGAAACAGCCCUGGUGUAACGGUAAAGUAGCUUUGACUGGGAAUAGUUGGCUGGCUAUAGCUCAGUGGCGUAUCGGAAACACUCUGGCGACGCAAGGAAAGCUAGAAGACAUCACAUCUCACGGUCGAGAGCAUCAACUCUACGAUGCGUACUGGGAGGACAAGAUUGCCCACCCAGAGCGUAUCAACGUGCCAGUCUAUGCUGCUGCCUCAUGGACGAACCCUGUUCACACCCCGGGAACCUUCGAGGCGUGGGAAGCCGUUCCGGACACCGUUCCCAAGUGGCUCAGAAUCCACAACUCCCAGGAAUGGCCCGACUACUACGAGGAUUGCAACCAAAAAGACCUACUACGCUUCUUCGACCGUUACCUGAAAACUCAAAAGAACGACUGGGAGACCACGCCCAAAGUCCGUCUCAGCGUGCUUCAUUUCGGCUUGGUGAACCAACAGGAUACGGUUGCACGCCCAGAGGCCGACUUCCCCCUGGCGAGGACGCGAUACACCAAACUCUUCUUGCAGGGAAACAACACUCUGUCACUCGAUCCUGAAGCCGCUGAAUCUGCGUUGCCCUAUGAUUCCCAAUCUGGAAAACAGACUUUCCUCUACCAAUUCGAUAAGGCUUGCGAGACGACUGGGUAUUUCUGCGCACAUCUUGUGAUGUCGUGUCCGGAGCAUACGGACAUGGAUGUCUUUGUACAAGUUGAGAAGCUGUCGGCUUUAAAAAGGCCCCAGGCUGUGCAGACGAUCAAGCCUCAGAAUGUUGUAUUGCAACGACUUUUGAAGUUCAUGCACGACUGGAAUAUCCUUCCUGGUGGUGCCGGUAUGGCCUUUCACCGGGGGCCCAGUGGAUGUCUGCGUGGCAGCUUUGCCUUGAGCCGCGAUGAACAGCGCAGCAAGGUAUACAAACCGCAUUACACAUUCACGGAGAAGAUAAGCCUUAAGAAGGGUGAAAGGCGAACUCUCGAUAUCCCAAUGAGCCCUAGUGGCAUGUUCUGGGAGAAGGCGGAUCAUCUUCGGCUUACGAUACAAGGCAGUGCGGUUGUCCCAUUUGCUUUGCCAGGGUUGGAGAUGCACUCUACUGACAACAAGGGCUUGCAUGUGGUUCACUGCGGCGGGGAUGGUGAGGAAAGCUCGCACCUGUUGAUCCCAGUUGUGCAGUCAUAG
Messenger RNA from Colletotrichum chrysophilum, 1731 nucleotides. RefSeq lists its product as uncharacterized. The record is from RefSeq and is a predicted model, not a curated record. NCBI's taxonomy places the organism in Eukaryota, Fungi, Ascomycota, Sordariomycetes, Glomerellales, Glomerellaceae. The coding region runs from base 1 to 1731 and encodes 576 amino acids. Gene Ontology annotation, molecular function: dipeptidyl-peptidase activity. The transcript is spliced from 4 exons.